Molecule: messenger RNA, 1223 nt
Organism: Sus scrofa (pig)
Lineage: Eukaryota; Metazoa; Chordata; Mammalia; Artiodactyla; Suidae
Source: RefSeq, a predicted model, not a curated record
GCAUCAACUUCUCGGGCCUCCCCGGCACUAGGGCCCCCACACCAACCCCCUCGCCCGGGUAUCCUCCCUCGAUGUCUCUAAAAUAUCCGGGGUCUCCAGAACCCCAGGGAAUUCCUCUCCCGUGUAGAGUUCAAACUUGGCGCGCGCAUAUAAACCCCUACUGAAUUCCUUUUGGGGGUAGGGGACGGGACAGGGCCUCGAAGCUGGGUCCCUGUCCCGCACCCCCCUGGAGCGGAGAAAGCUGGCGUUUGUUAGCCUGGCGCCUAGGAUACGCGUGGGCCCCGCCCCGGAGUCAGGCCCAGCUGGAGGGGGUUGGGGAGUGCGUCCCCGCGAGUCGGGUGGAGGGGCCCGGGCGGUCACCUUGUGUCCGCAGGUGUUGCAGGCCAGGCCGAAAGCGCUCCCACCGCGCCAUGGGCUCUGACGUCUGGGUUGGCCCUUGGCGGCCGCACCGGCCCCGCGGCCCCAUUGCAGCGCUCUACAGCGGCCCGGGGCCCAAGUACAAGCUGCCACCCAACACCGGCUACAUCCUGCACGACCCGUCGCGGCCCCGCGCCCCCGCCUUCACCUUCGGCGCGCGCCUCCCCACGCAGCAGACUUCGUGCGGCCCCGGGCCAGGCUACCUGGUGCCUGCUCGCAUGACCGUGCGCGGCCGCGACGGCGCCCCUGCCUACUCCAUCUUCGGCCGCCCGCGCCACACAGCGCCCUUCCUCACUCCCGGACCGGGCAGGUACUUCCCGGAGCGAGCGGGGAACGUGGCGUACCCCAGCGCGCCCCGGCACACCAUCGCUCCCCGAAACUGGGGCCUCCGCGCGGAGCCGCAGACCCCAGGCCCUGGGACCUACACUGUACCGUCGCUCCUGGGCCCGCGCGUCGUCGGUAAAGUCUCCGCCCCGACUUACUCCAUCUACGGCCGCAGCGCGGUGGGCAGCUUCUGCGAGGACCUCAGCAAGACCCCAGGGCCCUGCGCCUACCACGUGGUGAACCCUGGGAUCUACAAGCCCCGGGCCCCCCAGUUCUCGAUGCUGGCGCGGACCUCGCUCCCCCGGGGCAACACACUGAAUCCCGGGCCCGCAGCCUACAACGUGGACCAGCCCCGGAAGCCUCGCGGCUGGAGCUUUGGGAUUAGGCACUCGGACUACCUGGCCCCGAUGGUGUUCGAUGUGGAUGACUGACCAGCCGCACGGACGCAGCCCCACAAAUGUUUCUAAAAACUUCUGGAGCCA